AAACUUCAAAGAUGGCGGAUAAGGAGACGAACGCAACUGCUGGGAAGGAGAAAAGGAAAGAAAGGUGGUUAUUUACCGACGAGAUGGUGGAAGAGUUGUUGGAAGUGUUAAGAGACACAAAGUCGAACAUGGCGGGGAAAGGCUUGGACUUCGAAGGCGAUCUGGUAAAGCUAUAUGCAGACGUACGUACAAUGAUGGCCGAAAAAUUUGAAGAGUCUGAUUUUGGCCCAAAGGAAAUCAUGCAGCCGUCGGUAGAAAUAGACGAAAUGAGUAGAGACGAGUACAGAGAAUUCAAGGAAAAGGUCGAUGAACAAGAAAGGGCAAUCAAAUUAGGGUACGACAGGAUUAAAGCCAAGGUAAAGAAACUACGAUCGGGCUUUCAAAAAUGUGUUGCAGAGUCCACAAGGUCUGGGAGUGGAAGAAUUAUCAAGGAACACUGGGACACCUUAGUCGCAAUUUGGGGAGGAACCCCAGGUGCAGAGCCACUAGAAUGUGGAAUAAAUACCAUGGCAGAGACAUCAUCAGAGUCAGGAAAGCCAAGUGGCAAAGUGGACACCAAGGAAAGUGAAGACUUGUCCACAGAAACUAAAGAUGAUGAAGAAGCAGGGCCACCAGAACGCAAAAAACAAAAAUGUGCAACAGCAAGAUAUGUAGAUGACAAGAGAAAGAAGCUGGAAAAGAAGUUAAGCACAAGGCAAAAAGAGUGUAUGAUGUUAGAAACAAUGAGGGGGGAUAUGGAACUUAAAAAGAAAAUUCUGGCUCAAGACACGUCCAACACUUCUUCUGCUGAUCAGGCUCUCAGUAAAAUAGCAGAUUCGAUGCAGAUUUUAAGCCAGGCUAUCCUGACAGGGUUUCAGCAGCUGAAUUCUCUUCAAGGUAGUAAUUAUCAGUUCAAUGCUCCAAGACACCCUCAGCAGGAUCAUGUACAUCCUUUUGGAGGUGCUUAUCACAACAAUCCAAGCCAAUACAGUGUACUUCAGCCGUUUUCUGGGAGACAAAGUCCUUUCAACACUGUAGCUUCUGCUUCUCCAAGUGCAAGUAGUAGUGCCAGCUGGGAGGAGAGUAGUGUAGAAGACCAUGACCCAAGUUUGUACCCAAAGUGGAUGUGACUGGGAUGAUGUAGGACUAAAGUAUUGAUAUGAACACUUAUGGCUACCGUUUAUUUUGGUUAAAGUUCUUGCAUGAUAGAAAGAGAGACACGAGUGACUGACAUUCUUUAUCACUGGAUGGUUCAGAAGGUACCAUUAUUUUGUUUGAAUUGUGUUGUUAAAUAAAAGCAUACUCAGAAUUGCUGUAUGGUCUCUUUUGGUAAAACUGUCUGAAGUUUGACAGUCUUUUUCGCGUUGUUUUUUAUCACAGGUUAAUAUUUCAAUGUGAUUUUUAUCAAAGAAUAACCAAAGUUGGACUGUUAACAAUAUAACGUAAUGAUUUUAAUAAUCUGUAUGUAUUAUGAAAAGUAACACAAAUGCCAAAGGGGCA
Molecule: messenger RNA, 1479 nt
Organism: Porites lobata
Lineage: Eukaryota; Metazoa; Cnidaria; Anthozoa; Scleractinia; Poritidae
Source: the annotation of a GenBank genome assembly